Syngnathoides biaculeatus (alligator pipefish) is the source of this 7819-nucleotide messenger RNA. RefSeq names its product metal transporter CNNM4 (gene cnnm4b). The transcript is spliced from 8 exons. The coding region runs from base 61 to 2478 and encodes 805 amino acids. Gene Ontology annotation, biological process: magnesium ion homeostasis; magnesium ion transport. The record is from RefSeq and is a predicted model, not a curated record. Lineage: Eukaryota; Metazoa; Chordata; Actinopteri; Syngnathiformes; Syngnathidae. Gene Ontology annotation, molecular function: magnesium ion transmembrane transporter activity; sodium ion transmembrane transporter activity. Gene Ontology annotation, cellular component: plasma membrane.
GUCAGUUCCCCGCUGCCCUCCCUCCUCCUACACAGUUGACAGUCAGUGAGCGAAACAAACAUGGCGACGGCGUCGAGCGGACGCGGGUUUCUGCGAACUUUAUUGCUCUUUACUCACCUCGCGGCGGGCGUCCGGGCCGAGGUGGCGUUGGCAGAGCCGCGGACAGCCACGCGGAUCCUCGGCAUGCGGCUGGAACGCAGCGACACGCCGGCCGUGACCACCGAGCGUGGGGUGAUCCAGGUAACUGAGGGCAGCGACAUCCUGGUCCGGUUCUACGGGCUCCACUUAUUCCCGAACAGCUCCGCGCUGGUCCGCUUCACCGAGCUUUACUCCAGCGAGGCGGAGGACGAUGCCCACGGCGCCGUGGAGGUGCCUCUCAAUCGGACGUGCCCGGAACACAGCAAGGACUUGGUGGUGAAGGGCACCAUGAGUGUGAGUAACCGCAACACGUCCGGGUUGGCCACCGUCACCGUCAAGCAACUCCGCAAGAGCGAGGUCGUCAAGGUGUUCGCCCUAUGCGUGCGGGACCCCCUGGACCCCCCGGACGUGUGGACCCUCUUGGACGAACGGGACGGCCGGGUGCGCGUGGUGGAGGUGAAGAAGUCCCUGCUCCCCGUGUGGCUUCAGGUGAUUAUCAUCUCGUUUUUGCUGGUCCUGUCGGGCAUGUUCAGUGGGCUAAACCUGGGCCUUAUGGCUCUGGACCCCAUGGAGCUGCGCAUCGUGCAGAGUUGCGGCACUGAAAAGGAGAAGAAAUACGCCCGCAAAAUCGAGCCCAUCCGCCGCAAGGGCAACUACCUCCUCUGCUCGCUCCUCCUGGGGAACGUUCUGGUGAACACCACACUCACAAUCUUGCUGGAUGACCUAACCAAGUCGGGCGUGGGCGCAGUGGUAGCCUCCACGGUGGGCAUCGUGAUCUUUGGAGAGAUUGUGCCCCAAGCAUUGUGCUCACGCCACGGCCUGGCGGUAGGUGCCAACACCAUCCUGGUCACCAAGCUGUUCAUGCUGCUCACCUUCCCGCUGUCAUGGCCCAUCAGCAAGCUGCUGGACUGUGUGCUGGGCCAGGAAAUCGGCACUGUCUACAACCGUGAGAAGCUGGUGGAGAUGCUGAAGGUCACGGAGCCCUACAAUGACCUGGUGAAGGAGGAACUAAACAUGAUCCAGGGGGCGUUGGAGCUCCGCACCAAGACGGUGGAGGACGUGAUGACGCCACUCGGCAACUGCUUCAUGAUCCACAGCGAUGCUGUGCUAGACUUCAACACCAUGUCGGAGAUCAUGGAGAGCGGCUACACGCGCAUCCCUGUUUACGAGGGCGAGCGUUCCAACAUUGUGGACGUGCUUUUUGUCAAGGACCUGGCCUUCGUCGACCCGGAUGAUAGUACCACGCUUAAGACCAUCACCAAGUUCUACAACCACCCAGUGCACUUUGUCUUCCAUGACACCAAGCUGGACUCCAUGCUGGAGGAGUUCAAGAAAGGUAAAUCCCACCUAGCCAUCGUUCAGAAGGUGAACAACGAGGGCGAGGGUGACCCAUUCUACGAAGUUCUGGGCCUGGUCACGCUGGAGGACGUCAUCGAGGAGAUUAUCAAGUCGGAGAUUCUGGAUGAAUCUGACCAGUACACUGACAACCGCACCAGGAAGAAGGUAGCACCCAACAAGAAUAAGAGAGACUUCUCAGCCUUCAAGCACGAGAGCGAGUCCAAGGUGAAGAUCUCACCUCAAUUAUUGCUGGCAGCCCACCGCUUCCUGGCCACAGAGGUGACCUUGUUCAACCCAGCUCAGAUCUCUGAAAAGGUGCUGCUGCGAAUCCUGCGGCACCCCGACGUCAUACAGGAGAUCAAGUUCAAUGAGAGUGACAAACGUUCACCGCAUCACUACGUCUACCAGAGGGGAAAAUCUGUUGACUACUUCAUACUCAUAUUGCAGGGUCGAGUGGAGGUAGAGGCCGGCAAUGAGAACAUGAAGUUUGAGACGGGACCCUUCUCUUACUAUGGCAUCAUGGCGCUCAGUGCUCCCAUGCUGGAAUUCCGCUCACCAUCGCACAUUAGCGGCCUAAACCGCACGUCGUCACUGGGCGGCACUGACCGGGCCGAGUCGCUGUCGGUGAGCGGCAGCAACAGUCAGCUGAACACUCAGCUCAGCAGUCAGCUCAACUGCACCACCAUCUACACGCCUGAUUUCUACGUACGAGCCCUUACCGACCUGCAGUUUGUCAAGAUCACUCGCUCGCAGUAUCAGAACGGGCUGAUGGCGUCACGUCUGGACAGCACGCCGCAAUCGCCCGUGAGCGUCCACCAGCUGGCCGCCCUGACGGGGCCCGAGACGAACGCCUCCGACCUCACCCUUGGCGAGCUGGUCGUCGAGCUAGACCCUGCGGGGCUCACAGAAAAUGGGCCCGACGAGACCACCCUGCUGCUUCUCAACCAGCGGAACUCUCCUAACGACACCAACCACCGUGGACAGCUGAACAACAGCGUCUAAAGCCUCCUCCUCCACCUCCUCCUCCUCUUCCUCCUUUUCCCACAUGCUUGCACGCAGCCGAGACUCAGGGAGACUCACGCCCCCCCUCCCCAUACCUCCUCCACCGUUGCCCCCAAAAUCCAAAUCAUCCCUUAUUCCGUAGAGAGAUUCAUUGAGGUGUGGAUGCGCAACUAUGUGUCACCAAGGCGACAAUCGGUGCGACAAUGAAUGUAGUGUUUCAAUGGGUCGUUUGUGUGCGUGUUUGUGUGUGUGUGUUUGUGUGUCACAGGAACCAAAAAUAGGGAAAUCUUGCUUUAAGAGAAACUUUAUUUAUUUUGUACCGAGAAGGAUUUGGGCCACACUUGAAAAAAUAAACAACAACAAAUAAUUAAAACAACAAAAUCUGCGAAAAUUUGCAAGAAAAUCUGAAUACAGUGUGAUUGGGACCAAGAUAUAUCUCUAUUGUAAUGCCCAAAAAGUUAUACUCAAAACUUUUAAUGAGGAUAAAUAAAGUUUUUUUAGAGUAGAAUUCCAAUGUUGUUUAGAAAAUAUUGUACCGUUUUGGGAGGAAAAAAAUAGCCAGAUUUUACAAUUAUACACCGUAUUUUUACAGAAAUAUGUGGAAACAACUUCUUCCAAUGUGCUAGUUACAGAAAAUUUUAAUGUAAUGAAAAAAAGUUGCAUUUUGGGGAAAUUCAAUCCAAAUACUGUAUUACUCCAAAAAAUUGUCUUAUGACAGAAAAAGUUGUGUAAAAUCUGUAGUACAAUGAGCAUAAAGGUGUAUUUAAUGUUUUAAUGAUAAUGCUGAUGAUGCAGUGAAGCAAUAGAGUAAACCUGUAUUUUUUUAAGAAUAAAAUCAGAGUAUGCAGGUAAAAAAAAUAUCCACACGAGUUAAUUUAAGAAAAAAAACAUUGAAAUGAAAUCUUUGUCUUCCAAGUUUAGUGCUGUGUUUUUGUUUUAUGCAUUGUCAUGAUAUUUCAACAUUCUCCUCGAUUUAUUCUUCAAAUAUAUACAUGUUGCAGUUUUUUUUACAUGAGUAAAGUGAUAUUUCACCCUUUAAAUUAGAACUUUUUCAUGUAAUACUACAAGUCUUUUUUUAAAAUAUAAUAACAGCGCUUUAUGCUUGCAAUAUUUUAAAAUAAUAUUAGGACUUUAUCCUUGCAAUAUGACAACUUAAUGCUUUUUGAAGCCAUUUCCCUGCAAUUCUAAUUAUUUAACAAUACUUUUUUUUUAAUGCAGAAACGAUAUUUAAUCUUCCCUUAAAUUUUUUUUUUCCUCAUUGUGUGGAUUGUCACAUAUCUGACUUUAUUAUUGGUAUCAAAAUGUCUUUUUUUUUUUUUUUUAAAACUCUGUUUAGACUUUAUUUUUCUAAAAUUUAAACCUCAGUCUGAUUACAUUUCCACUUCUUUAGCUGUAAUAUCAGAAUUCUAACAUAAGCAUGAAAUAUAUACUUAAUUGUGAAAUUAAUGUUUCUAUAGAUUUAAAAGGUUUGGACUUUGGGCGCAUGUCAUGUUAAUUUGAGUUAGAUUUUUUUUUCUUACUACUGUUUUAUUCAUUUCCAGUGUGGCCCUAAUCACCCCCAGUACAUUUGAAACAGUUCCUUGCAUUUUUUUUAAAUUUUCAUUUAAUUUUUUUUUUGUCUGCCAUGUGAUUUAAUUGUUAUGCCUCAUGGUGAGAUGAAUGUUGUUGUUGUUUGUUUUUUUUCCCUGCAUUAACUGGUUUAUUUGGUUUGAAUCGUAUGUGGGGAAACGUGUAGCACCGUUCACAGCGUGACACACUCCGGCCUUUAAUUGACUGUAAAAUAUCGAGUGAGCCUCUUAAAGGAGCAGUCUUUUUUUUAUAGCAACAUUUUAUCUUGUUUUUGUUGGAUUUCAACUGUAAUUUGUUGAGAAAAAUUAUACUAAUAAUAGCUUUCCUUGGUGAGACACUGAUGGCAGAAGAAGGCUGCUGCUGUACUACUUUCGUUUUUAUUUUUACUGGUGAACUUAACUAUGUAUGCUGCCAGGGCAUUGUGAGAGUUUGCUGCAAAUUCUUUUGUAUUUAUUAUUUUUUUUUCCCAAACAAGCGUGCGAUCGACGUGAUAAAGGUACAUAAAGUUCUGGAGGCUGGAGAAAUAGCAGUGAUGUUCUUUUAAAGAGUAGGAAAAAGGCUUGAAAUAUGAUUAAUUUUGAAGGAAUAAAGUUGGAAUAUCACUGGGAAAAAAAACUUAAAUUGUGAAAAUAAAAUCUUAAGUAAUAUUGCGAUAAGUCAAAUUACAAAAAAAAUAAAAUUGUAGUUGUUUAAGGGCAAAAGUCACAAAAUUUAAGCUUUUUUUCCACAUUUUUUGUUUUUAUUCUUGAUACUACAAUAGUGGAUGAAGGUAUUUCUUUACUCUCAGAAUGUUUCCAAUUAUUAUUUUGCCAAUAUUAUAAAAUUACAUAUUUUUGUGUAAGGAGUUCUUGUAAAUCAAAAUGUUAUUCCUAUAAAACGACAAAUUUGACUCGUGAAUUCCAAUUUUCUUUUUUCUUACAAUAUUACUUUUUUGGGGUAAAGUUCAAAUUUCAUUUUUUAUAAAAAUUUCCAUUCAAUUCCAGUAAAAUUGCACUUUUUUUCUUCCUCAAAAAAGGACAACUUCAUUCAUCCUCAAACACAUUUGCAGCAGGGACAAAAAAAUUCCCUUAAAAUGUGGUAUUUUUGUAAUCGUACAAGUAAAAGUACAUCAUUUUAAUUUUUUGAAGUUACGGGUUUAAUUAUAUUUUCUUAAAAUGACAAAAUUAAUUUACGUAAAAUGACAAUGGUUGUCGUUGUGAAAUUGCACAAUUUAUUCUCCUAAAAUUCCAAUCUUAAUUCUCGUAAAUUUUUCUCUAUAUUAUGACUUUAUUGUCACUGUUUGGCAAUGAUCUGGAAUAAAAGUGUGCAUAUAGGAAAGUAUUUUUUGGGAUACCUCCCAAAAUCCCAAUCCAUAACGCUCAUACAUACUGCUUAUGUUCACCCUGAUGGAGGUCUGAGCUUUUUUUUUUUUUUUUUCUUCUCCCAGGGGAGGGGGAGUUCGCUAUAAAAAUAUACCAAAGAGUUUGGUGAGCCCCCACAACCUCCUCUCUUUGUGACAUGCCCACUUUGUAGUUACCAUGGAAACACUUAACAUGCUCACCCGCUCCUAUCGGUUGGCAAAUUGAUCACAACACUAAGCUUUAUGUGUUUGUGCACAACUACACUAAAAAAGAAAAAAAAAUCCCAAAGUAAGAUCAUGGUGGAAUUGUGGGACUGUUCGAGUGAUGCCAGCGUGCUGUAAAUAGCGCUCAGAGGAAUCUCACAGUGACAAUGAUACUGCGACUAGAUCUGAAAGAGAAAAGAAAUAAGUGAAGGCUUGAGUACAAAGGGCAGCAUGGUUCCGAGGACUAGGGUUCAAAUCGUGGUCCCACUUGUGUGGUAUUUGUAUGUCCGCCCCCGCGCCUCUGUGUAUUUUCUCCGGGACCUCGAGUUUCCUUCCACAUCUCAAUAACAUGCAUAGUAGUUUGACUGAAGAUUCUAAAUUUCCCAUAGGUGUGACUGUGUGUGCGAAUGGUUGCUUAUAUGUGCCCUGCGAUUGGCUGGCGACCAGUUCAGGGUGUACCCCGCCUCUCACCCAGAUUCAGCUGGGAUAGGCUCCAGCACGCCCGCGACCCUUGUGAGGACCAAGUGGUACAGAAAAUGGAUGGGAGAAGUACUUGAUGCACUACCAAUAAAUAGAGUUGAAAACAGAAGCUCGGAGUGAUGGCACGUUGGCAGUGUCCUACAAAUGGAGCACCAAGUCCACACGUCAUGCUAGAAAUUGUGCUGACAAAAACCCACGCGGUGACACCAAAGUGCUACUAAAAGCUGAAAAAUAAGACCAGGUGCCGCGCAGUGCGCAGUCAAAAACUUGGGGUGCAAAAGUGCUACAAAUACAGAAAAAUAAAAGGCCACGGAGUGGGACGGCAGCCUGAAAAUCAAGCACGAAUACGUUUUCCUCUAUUCUAGAAUGUCGGCUGUCCUGGAAUUAAAACUAUAGCAGCCAAUUGGACACACGCACUUCAGUCCAUUGUUGCCAUGCAAAUUAAAUGACAAAAGGACCAUUAUAAUGAAUGUUUUUGUUUAGUGUCAUAUUGUUCACAUACAGUAGAUAUGUUCCUCAAAAAUAGUUUUUGUGUGUGUGUGUGUGUGUGUUUAUUCAUGGAUGCACUUUAAUAAGGAAAGCAGUAUUUCCCCUACCACCAAAAAAAAUUUCCAAUAUUUUUUUGUUUUUUUUUAUGUCACAAUAAGGACUUUGUUCAAAAUGAAACUGCUUUAAAAGAAACUCGCUUGUCAUUUUGUUGCCUUCGGCCACUCGGGAACUCAUUUCAAUUAAUUCAACCCUGAAUGCUUUCAACCAAACUGCGAUUUAAGCGUAUUCUCAGUACCUGUCAAUCAAGUUUUUUUUUGUACUUCACAACACUGUUGAUGAUGGAUAAUGUGUGUGCGCAUGAGUGAGCACGUGAGUAUGCGUGUGGCCGCUAAUCUGAGAGCGAGCUAAAGCGGGAACGAACUGAAUAAUUUCUUUUGUUCCUGUCAAUAUUUUAGUGAUAAAUCCCAAAAUGGCAAAAAAAAAGUUGUAAAUAGUAUUUUAUAAUUUCUGUCCUAAUAGGUUUUCAUGAGGAAUGUUGUUGUUAUUAAUAAAUCUGAGAUCGACACGAUGUCUGUCUUGUUGAGUCCAAUUCUCAAAGUUUGUACGAGUACCAUUUGCAGUACGCGGUCUCCCUGCAACAGUAUUUGUUGGCUUUUUUGUUUUUUGUUUGUUUUUUUGGUUCAGCGCCAUUCAGUUGUUUUACACUUUAAAAUUCAGUGCAAUUGCAUUUAAUCUUUGAGACAAUUUUGGUGUCAUUUUUAUGUAACUCUCGUGCGCAAUGCAUUUGAAUGAAAUUGUGUGUUUCUUUCGGCUUGUCCCUUUCGGGGUUGUUGGCAUCUCAGAUGAACGCAUAUAUAUGUUUGGCACAAUUUUUACGCCUGAUGCCCUUCCUGAUGCAACCCUUCUCAGGGAGUGGAGGCCCCAGUGGGAUACGAACCCACAACCCCUGGUUUACCAAACCAGUGAACUACAGGUCCUAUAUACAUUUCAAUGAAAUUAAUACUGAAGUACUGUUUUUAAAAUGUAUAUUAUUUAUAUGCAUAAGGUGGCUCAUGUUACGGUGGCUUAAAAUAAUAUUAAGUUAUCCAGAAGGCUACUUGCAAAGGAUGUGAGGGUUCUUGACAAUAUCGUAAAUAAUAUUGUCUUGCGAAUAAUGUUAUAUAUUUUAGUCUUUUUUAAAAUUAGUUUACUUUGUUCCUGUAAUUUUCAUCAAAUUAAAAUUUUUACUAUAUUUCUUAUCUUGAAAAAAAUCCAUUCUUA